UAUAGCCGAUGUGGUGUCCAUCAGAACCCGGAAUUCCUCAGUAAAAGGAAAAAGAAGCUGCUAUUUUACAGUGAAAUCUGGAGCGUUUAUGUUCGGUGUCUGUGCAUGGUGAAGUCCACAUUGCUGCAUUUACCUCCAGCCUAGAGCUUGUUCUGCCAAAAUUUACAACAUGUCUGGUUCCUACGACGAGUCUCUGGGGCCUGAUGAGACCACCGACAGCUUCUGGGAGGUCGGACACUACAAGCGUACAGUGAAGCGGAUUGAUGAUGGCCACCGGCUCUGCAAUGACCUCAUGAACUGCAUUCAGGAGCGUGCCAAAAUAGAGAAGGCCUAUGCACAGCAGCUAACUGACUGGUCCAAGAGAUGGAGACAGCUGGUGGAAAGAGGGCCUCAGUACGGAUCGGUGGAGCGAGCUUGGAUUGCAGUGAUGACUGAGACGGAGAAAGUGAGUGAGCUCCACCAGGACAUGAAGAACAAUCUGAUUAAUGAGGACUUUGAAAAAGUGAAAAACUGGCAGAAAGACUCCUACCACAAGCAGAUUAUGGGAAGUUUCAAGGAGACCAAAGAGGCAGAUGAAGGCUUUAAAAAAGCUCAGAAACCAUGGGCCAAAAAGCUAAAAGAGAUGGAGACAGCAAAGAAAGCUUAUCACAUGGCCUGUAAAGAGGAGAAGCUUGCCUCCACCCGAGAAGCCAACAGCAAGGGAGAGAAUGGAGCCACUGCAGAGCAGCAGAAGAAACUCCAAGAGAAGCUGGAUAAGUGUAAAAAUGAUUCUCAGAAGGCUAAAGAGAAGUAUGAGAAGGCUCUGGAGGAGUUGGGCAAAUGUACACCACAGUACAUGGAAAACAUGGAGCUUGUGUUUGAUCAGUGCCAGCAGUUUGAGGAGAAGAGACUGUCCUUCAUUCAGGAGGUGCUGCUGGACAUCAAACGCCAUCUCAACCUAACUGAGAACCAAAGCUAUGCCACAGUUUACCAUGAGCUUGAACAUACCAUCGCCUCUGCCAGUCCUCAAGAAGAUCUUCGGUGGUUCAGCAACAACCAUGGCCCAGGCAUGCAUAUGAACUGGCCACAGUUUGAGGAGUAUAAUCCAGAAUUAGGCCACUCCAUUAACAAGAAGGAGAAGGUAAAAAAGAACCCUGAUGAAGUCACACUCACCCAUGUUUCAACUGCCGGGAAUCAAUCUACACCAGAGGUUGCGAUUCGGGGGAGUGUGAGCAGUUAUGAUAAGAACCAGGCACAAUCAGGAGAAUGGUCGGAUGAAGAGCAGGCCGGUGCUGAGACUAACGGAGGAACCAACCCGUUUGAGGAGGAAGAAAGCCAAGGGGUGAGAGUGAGGGCUCUCUACGACUAUGAAGGGCAGGAGCAGGAUGAGCUCAGCUUUAAAGCAGGUGAUGAGCUGACCAAACUAGAGGAUGAAGAUGAACAGGGUUGGUGUAAAGGACGGCUGGACAGUGGUCAGCUCGGCUUGUACCCAGCCAAUUACGUUCAGCCUAUUUAGCUGAGGAUUGUUUGAAAGGAUGGACUUCCCUCAAGAAUGGUUCAAGACUGUACGGUCCAUCAGAGACUCCUAACAGGCUGUCAACCAUGCACAUUCUACCUACUUCCUGCCUAUCAACAAAACUGACACUGUACCCAGCGUAUACUGUACCUGUCGUACCUGAUUACACUAUAGAUAGGUCCAGAUGUUCAUCAUUUUCAUCAAGCCUUGACAUAUCUAUUUUAAAAAUCCAGCAGCUGCUGAAACAGGUUUGAUCCUGCUUAUCUGUUUUAUGUGCAACAGACAUAUGUGUACAAAUAUAUUCAGUAAAAUGUUGAUGUAAUGCAGUCUACAAUGCUUAGCAUAGCAGGAAUGAGCUAUGCAAUGUGUAUGCGAUGAUUUUCCAAUGUGGCAGUGAUAGUACUCUACCCAUUAUAGUACUGUACCUUGUUUUGUACUGUGUUUCAUGCAUUGUGUGGUUUAAAACAUGCAUUAACACUUUUCUUUUUAUUAUUUAUUCAUGUAAGGUAAAGUUUCUUGAUGGUGUAAAGCUGGUGGUGAAAAGUCAAAACUUCUCAUGCAUUUAUAGGGGAUAUUUAUGUCAUGGCAUUUCUUUUUCUGACUGACUGAUAUGCAAAAAAAAAGGAACCCCUGUUCCUGUUUUUUUUUUUUACUUAAGCUCUAAGAAGCAGGCUACUUUACCAGCUUCUAAUUCACGGCACACCCCUCAUACAGUCACACAGUUUAGGGUUUGAUCUUGACAAAGAGACCACUAAUCCAUGUACUGUUUUAAUAAGUGCAGUUAAGCUAGCUCUAUUUAUACAGGGACAGAUAAUUUACCAGCCAUAAACAGUAAUAAGCACCACAAGGAACUAAAGGGCCAUAGCAGAAAGUUACAAAUUCACAUUAUACCACUAAAUUAUUAAUCAAAAUUCUGUAUGUGUACUUCUGACCCAGCUUAUUUUGUCACCAUUUCAGAAAACCCACAAUAAAUCUAUAAAACAACAGACAAAUACCACUAGUAUGUGUUUCAAUAAAUCAGUGCAAGA
Molecule: messenger RNA, 2523 nt
Organism: Trichomycterus rosablanca
Lineage: Eukaryota; Metazoa; Chordata; Actinopteri; Siluriformes; Trichomycteridae
Gene: pacsin1b
Product: protein kinase C and casein kinase substrate in neurons 1b
Exons: 10
Coding region: 170-1495 (441 amino acids)
Biological process (GO): plasma membrane tubulation; cytoskeleton organization; regulation of endocytosis
Cellular component (GO): cytoplasm; endosome; plasma membrane
Molecular function (GO): protein binding; phospholipid binding
Source: RefSeq, a predicted model, not a curated record